UUUGAUUUGCUUCCUUGAUUGUGAUCAAUAAACAUAGAUGAAAAUGAGAAACGGUGCAGUAUUGGUGGUGAUGGUUAUCGUUUGUUUUACAAGCAUCAUGGGUCCUGCAGUAGAAGCUAAGUGUCCACCUCCUCCUCCUCACAAAAGAAAAACUCCUCCCCCGCCACCUCCCAAAACUUCAUCCUCUUCCCCUCCUCCUCCUCUUACCACAACUUCUUCUCCUCCUCCGCCGCCGGCUUCUUCAAAUGGGGGAAGUUGUCCACUAAAUGCAUUGAAAUUAGGAGCCUGUGUGGAUGUGCUGGGAGGGCUGGUAAAUGCUACCAUUGGAGAUCCCUCUGUGAACACGUGCUGCCCUGUUUUGCAAGGCGUUUUGGAAAUUGAGGCAGCCCUGUGUUUGUGUACAACUAUUCGGCUUAAGCUUCUGAACCUGAACAUCAUCCUUCCCAUCGCCCUUGAGCUCUUCGUUCAAUGUGGCCUUACCCCUCCACCUGGAUUUACUUGCCCACCUCUUAGUUAAAGAUUGGAAGUCUACAGCAGCAUGCCUCUUUCUGGAACGUGCAUACAGAUCUGGUGUUGGAUUUGAUUUGAUUUUUUAUUUGUCCUGAAAUGUAUUCUGUAUUCUGCUCUAUUGAUUUUAAGAUUAUUAGUUACUAUAACCGAGGAUAUGAAAUAAUGACGUCAUGCGGUUUGUAAACUCUCUUUCGUAGAGUGAGGUUAAACUCAUCGGUAUAAAUAAGUUAAUACUGUUUUAUUAUGUAAGGAAUCAAUUCGAAAUUUGAAUA
Messenger RNA from Cryptomeria japonica (Japanese cedar), 782 nucleotides. Its product is annotated as 36.4 kDa proline-rich protein-like. The record is from RefSeq and is a predicted model, not a curated record. The transcript has a single exon. Bases 38 to 517 code for a protein of 159 amino acids. NCBI's taxonomy places the organism in Eukaryota, Viridiplantae, Streptophyta, Pinopsida, Cupressales, Cupressaceae.